Molecule: messenger RNA, 816 nt
Organism: Gossypium arboreum
Lineage: Eukaryota; Viridiplantae; Streptophyta; Magnoliopsida; Malvales; Malvaceae
Exons: 1
Coding region: 1-816 (271 amino acids)
Source: RefSeq, a predicted model, not a curated record
AUGUCAAAUCUUGCCAAAUUUGAAUUUGCGGUCUUAGACAUCUCAGGUAAGAAUUAUUUGUCAUGGGUGAUAGAUGCUGAAAUUUACCUAGAUGCUAAAUGUUUAGGAAAUACUAUAUUAGCAGAUAAGGAAGCAUCUAAUCAAGACAAUGCAAAAGCAAUGAUUUUCAUCCGUCAUCAUCUGCAUGAAGGAUUAAAAGUGGAAUAUCUCACUGUGAAAGACCCUCUUGAGUUGUGGAAAAAUUUAAAGGAACGAUUUGACUAUCAGAAAAUUGUGAUACUCCUUAAAGCUCGUUAUGAUUGGAUGCACUUACGGUUGCAAGAUUUUAAGACUGUAAGUGAAUACAAUUUAGAAAUUUUCAAAAUUAGUUCUCAACCUAAAUUAUAUGGAGAAAACAUAACUGAUGAGGACUUGUUAGAGAAAACAUUUUCAACCUUUCAUGCUACUAAUGUGCUCCUGCAGCAGCAAUACCGUAAAAAAGUUUUUAAAAGGUAUUCUGAAUUGAUUUCAUGCCUUUUGGUGGCUGAACAAAAUAAUGAGUUGUUGAUGAAAAAUCAUGGAAUUUGUUCCACUGGUUUUGCAUCAUUCCCUGAAGUGAAUGUAACAGUACACAAUAAUUAUGAACACAGAAAAUAUAUAGGUCGCGGUCGUGGUCAUGGACGUAGUGGGGAACGUGGUCGAGGACGUAUUAGUAAUCAUUAUCAUGGUGAUCAUAACAACUAUACUUCAAACCGCCAGAAAAAGAAUAACAAUGAAAGACAAGAAAGAAGUGGUCAAAAUAAUCCUUCAAAGAUUAUUGAGAAUAUAUGCUAUUGA